Messenger RNA from Oncorhynchus nerka (sockeye salmon), 3693 nucleotides. RefSeq names its product SIN3-HDAC complex-associated factor-like. Gene Ontology annotation, biological process: negative regulation of cell migration. The coding region runs from base 194 to 889 and encodes 231 amino acids. NCBI's taxonomy places the organism in Eukaryota, Metazoa, Chordata, Actinopteri, Salmoniformes, Salmonidae. The record is from RefSeq and is a predicted model, not a curated record. The transcript has 6 exons. Gene Ontology annotation, cellular component: Sin3-type complex.
AUGGGUUUUGAAAACAAGUUGAGGAGCGAGGACGCGAACUUAAACAAUUGAGAUUCUCCCUAGACACGCAAGUAAAACUGCAACAUCCGAACGGUGUGGACGUUAAUGGUGUAUUCAUUGUUACAUGAGUUUAAAUAGCUUACUAACGACGUUUUUAUACCUAUUACAACUCCAUCAUUGAUUAUAAAUCAAGAUGUUUGGCUUCCACAAGCCCAAGAUGUACCGGAGCCUAGACGGUUGCUGUAUCUGUCGGGCCAAGUCCUCCAGCUCCCGCUUCACCGACAGCAAGCGCUACGAGAGGGACUUUCCCAGCUGCUUCGGGCUGAGUGAGGUGCGUUUUGGGGAGAUCUGUAAUGCCUGUGUUCUCCUGGUGAAAAGGUGGCAGAAACUCCCAGCCGGAUCCAUAAAGAACUGGAAUCAUGUUGUUGACGCUAAAGGUUCAGGGUCAAGCUGGAAGACCGUGAGGUCCAAGAAGAUGAAUAGAGCCAGGCCAAGCCAGAUCAGCCGAGUGCAGAAGGAGCUCAAGAGACACAACUCUGACGCCCACAGCACCACCUCCAGUGCCUCCCCCGCCCAUUCUCCCAGCUACAGCAACCAAUCAGAUGAGGGCUCGGACGUGGAACUCUCACCAGGUGCCACCCACUCGCCAGUCUUCUCUUUCCUGGACCUCACCUACUGGAAAAGGCAGAAAGUGUGCUGUGGCAUCAUCUACAAGGGACGCUUCGGAGAGGUACUCUUAGACCCCCACCUCUACAAGCCCUGCUGCCAGAAGAAACAGCAGCACCAGCCAAAAGAGGAAGGAGAGGAGGAAGCACAGGCGAGCAGAGCGAACGUGAUGCGCCACGCCCCAGCGAACAGCUCCCCGCCCCCCCGGGUUGAAGAAGAUUAGGGGAGGGCACUCUACAGAAGUCUGAUGGAGACCGUUGGGAUUUUAUGACGUCCUGGGCCGUCUACUGGGAUUGCUUUCUAUUCCGGAGCAGCUGGACUACUUAUCAAAUGUUGUGUUCUGUACUAGGAUGCAGUGAGGUUUGUUCUAUUAUAUCUGUAAACAAAUAUUGAUUCUUUCUCUCCGAGUGCUGUGAGAUUGUGAAUAUUCACAAUUUGGUUUCAAUAUGAAAUUUUGGAUUCACAAAAGCUGUAUGAGAAAUGGCGACCUCUGGAACUGUAUAUUUUUGUAGUAGGAUAGAGCCAUAUCCAUUAGGAUAGAGAACAGCCAUCCACACUCUGCCUUCUCCUGUCCUGUACCUCACACAUAUGUGUGUGCAAACUCACACAUCGGCCCUGGUCACUUUCUGAAAGGAAAGGUUUUUUCCCUUAUGCCACAUGAUCACUGAUCGGACACCUAAUAUUGUUAGGGUAAAGCUGUAGAAAAUGUCAUUUGAUAAAUUAUGUCAGAGGUGUGAAAAGUGGGAAGAAAUGAUGCAAUUUUAAAGAAUUUGUCCAGAGCCUUAUUAUUUGUUAUAGGGACACGUGUACACAACCAAUGUCGUCAUAUCCACCCUUGAUUGUGCACCAGGUGUACUCUGUUGAGAUAUUGACACUAUACUCUUUCCAGUGCACGUUUAAUAUGGAAGGCCAGUGAUCUUGUUCAGUGUUUGGAUGUACGUACAAAGCACAUUCAAACGUUUUAAGGGAGCAUGUAGUGUGCCCUCUAAGCAGUGAUCUUGAUGCAAGCGCUCUCGAUCGCCAGUCCUCACCUGAACCAAUAUAAGCUAAAACCCACAAACUGACCUUGGCGCAGCACUUUUUGAGCACUUCCUAUCUCAGUCUACGGACAGUUUCAUUUAGUUUCCUAGCCCCUUAGAGCAUAUCUGAAGGUGAUGGUAUAGUGGACACUUAUUUAUUCCUUUCAAAUCUGUGAACACAAACAGGGUUCUGGGAAGGGGCCUAUGAUGUCAAAAGACUAGCUGAGUGGGCCAACCAAAAAGAUUCCCUGGUUUUCUCCUAUUGAGAGAUUUGAUGCCUUGUAAUUGUACUUUAGGUUUGAGGCCUUCCAAUAACUGUUCCAUGUCCUGCAGGACUCGGUUGUACAAAUCCACCUACAUCUUUUGCAUGAUGACCUUAGGGGUGAAAUAACACUAUUUUUUGUCUGUCACUUUGCCUCUGUUUGGGACAAAAUACAGUACAGUUCUGAAUAUAUUUUUGAAUAUAAAUGGACAAGACUACAACGUAGUGAAUAGGCCACCAACAUUUAGUUCUUAGUGUUCGUCCCAAAACUGUCAUGGCUAUUGAGGCUGGUUCUAUACAAUUGUCAGUACAAGGUCAAUUUCAUCUAAACACAUCCCUCAUGUAGGCUACUUCUGGCUUCACUUUUAUUUCAAGAAAUGUAUUUUCUUGUUCUGUACCUCCAUGUUCAUAUAAUUUAAAUGUUCUUCAAACCACGGUAAGAUUUUUUUAAACGGACACAUUCUGUAUUUAUGUUGCAUACCGGGGGUAUUGCAGAGCUCUGUCAAUGCAUGCGUGCAGCCUAAUUGUGGACAUUCAGUCAAUGUAUAUGUUAUAUUAGUAUCUAGAUGUGCAAGCUCACAUGCCAAAUGAAUGCAAACUCAUUAUUCCGUGAGCUAUCAUGUUCAAUAUACAGUAUUUUUAUCCUCUGCAUAUGGUUAAUAUUAGCACUGAGUGUACAAAACACUUCCUAUUUCCAUGACACAGACAGACCAGGUGAAAGCUACGAUCCCUUAUUGAUGGAAUCUGUUAAAUCUCUUCAAUCAGUGUAGUUGAAGGGGAGGAGACAGGUUAAAUAAGGAUUUUUAAGCCUAGAGACAAAUGGAAACAUGGACUGGGUAUGUGUACCAUUUAGGGAGUGAAUGGGCAAGGCAAAAUAUUUAAGUGCCUUUGAACGGGAUACGGUAGUAGUAGGUGUGAGACGCACCGGUUUGAGUGUCAAGAACUGCAACGCUGCUGGGUUUUUCACGCUCAACCGUUUCCCGUGUGUAUCAAGAAUGGUCAUCCAGCCAACUUGACACAACAGUGCGAAGCAUUGGAGUCCGCAUGGGCCAGCAUCCCUGUGGAACGCUUUGGACUCCUUGUAGAGUCCAUGCCCUGACGAACUGAGGCUGUUCUGAGGGCAAAAGGAAGUGCAACUCAAUAUUAGGAAGGCGUUCCUAAUGGUUUCUACACUCAGUGCAUGACGACAGCUAUUUCAACCAUGGUUUGAUGGUUUGAUCAAAGCUUUACUACGCAACGCUAUUUGUCAUGUAUUUAUGUAUAAAGGCAUCAGACACUGACUCAAGUUUUUUUGAAUGUUCCUUUAAUCUUCAGGUUUGAUUGAAUGUUAGGGGAAGUGGUCAUUUCUCUUUGUUAAUUUAUUUGUAUGUGUUUAUCAUUUUUUGGGUUAUUGUUGACUAAUUUGAUAACUUUCUCCUGUAACCUACCAUAACCUUUGUUCUAUUAAAGGCUUAUACUGUUGAAUUCACAUUAUGUGAAUGUUGCCAUAUACUGUGAUAUGGAUUGUAUCAAAACUAUACUAUUACUCAUAGAUUGGUUUAUGUAAACUAACUAGGUGUUAUUCUCCUGAGAUCUCCUAUACGGCGGUAGAAUGUGCUUGUUUUUGUCUGUGGUAGUGCUACUCGCCUGUGGUAGAUAUGCACUGUUAUUUAUCUGUCUUGGAAAGUCCUAAUUCUUUCUCAAAGCUAAUUUUGUAUUUUUUAUACACAAUUUAAACUUGUUCAUUAAAUGUAGUUUUGCUUUUGA